AUGCCUCAAACUCGAUCUCAGGCACAGGCUGCAAUCAGUUUCCCAAAGAAGAAGCCACCUCGGACAUUGAAGAAAACUAAAAAUACUGGUGAUACCAAACUAGAGUCAACAAAUAUCCAAAGUGUACCCUGUUCUCCCCGUGUAAAAAUCCUGCCUCUCAGCCCCAGAAAACGUCUGGGUGAUGACAACCUAUGCAACACUCCCCAUUUACCUCCCUGUUCUCCACCAAAGCAAGGCAAGAAAGAGAAUGGUCCCCCUCGCUCACAUACGCCUAAGGGACGAAGAUUGAUAUUUGACAAUCAGCUGAACAAAUCUCCUAGCAAAAAGGAACAAGCCAGAGUUCACCAAAACAAAACGCUUUCCUCUGCUCAAAAAAGUCAGGAGACCACGACAAAUUCUGAGCUGGCAUGUCCACUGGAAAAAGAAUCUGCAUGUAUGAGACUAUUCAAGCAAGAAGGCACUUGCUAUCAACAAGCAAAGCUGGUCCUGAAUACAGCUGUUCCAGAUCGGCUGCCUGCCAGGGAAAAAGAGAUGAAUGUCAUCAGAAAUUUCCUGAGAGAACACAUCUGUGGGAAAAAAGCUGGAAGUCUUUACCUUUCUGGUGCUCCUGGAACUGGAAAAACUGCCUGCUUAAGCCGAAUUCUCCAAGACCUCAAGAAGGAACUGAAAGGCUUUAAAACCAUCAUGCUGAAUUGCAUGUCCUUGAGGAGUGCCCAGGCUGUAUUCCCAGCUAUUGCUCAGGAGAUUUGUCAGGAAGAAGCAUCCAGGCCAGCUGGGAAGGACAUGAUGAGGAAAUUGGAAAAACAUAUGACUGCAGAGAAAGGCCCUAUGAUUGUGUUGGUAUUGGACGAGAUGGAUCAACUGGACAGCAAAGGGCAGGAUGUGUUGUACACACUGUUCGAAUGGCCAUGGCUGAGCAAUUCUCGAUUGGUGCUGAUUGGUAUUGCUAAUACCCUGGAUCUCACAGACAGAAUUCUGCCUCGGCUUCAAGCUAGAGAAAAAUAUAAGCCACAGCUGUUGAACUUCCCACCUUAUACCAGAAAUCAGAUAGCCACUAUUUUGCAAGAUCGACUUAAUCAGGUGUCUAGAGAUCAGGUUCUGGACAGUGCUGCAAUUCAGUUCUGUGCCCGCAAAGUCUCUGCCGUUUCAGGAGAUGUUCGUAAAGCACUAGAUGUUUGCAGGAGAGCUAUUGAAAUUGUAGAGUCAGAUGUCAAAAGCCAAACUAUCCUCAAACCACUGUCUGAAUGUAAAUCACUCUCUGAGUCUUUGAUUCCCAAGCGGGUUGGUCUUACUCACAUAUCCCAAGUAAUUUCACAAGUUGAUGGUAACAGGAUGACCUUGAGCCAAGAAGGAGCACAAGAUUCCUUCCCUCUUCAGCAGAAGAUCUUGGUCUGCUCUUUGCUGCUCUUAACCAGGCAGUUGAAGAUCAAAGAGGUCACUCUGGGGAAGUUAUAUGAAGCCUAUUGUAAAGUCUGUCGCAAACAGCAGGUGGCUACUGUGGACCAGUCAGAAUGUUUGUCACUUUCAGGGCUCUUGGAGGCCAGGGGCAUCAUAGGAUUAAAGAAGAACAAGGAAACCCGCUUCACAAAGGUGUCUUUGAAGAUUGAAGAGAAGGAAAUAGAGCAUGCUUUGAAAGACAAAGCUUUAAUUGGAAAUAUUUUAGCUACUGGAUUGCCUUAAAUUCUUUUCUUAUGCCCCACCCAAAAGUAUUCAGCUGGCAUUCAGAGAGCUAUGGAGUCUUCAUUUUAGUGCUUUAUAUGUUCAGGUCUGAAAACAAAUAUGAUCUUUUUACUUGAAACCAGUGAGUUUUAAUCUGUAGAUUCUUUGAUAUUAACACAGAAUAUAUCAUGGGUCUUAUUAUUUUUACCCAUAAAAGAGAUUAAGUAGACUCUUUUUAAUUACAUUCACAACUUCUACCACUUGGGUCUCUCCAACCAGUGUGCAUGAAGUAUACAGAUUUGUGUUGUGGAAUGUGUACAUAUAUACCUCUUAGUUUUCUCAAACAUAGUAUAUUUU
Carlito syrichta (Philippine tarsier) is the source of this 2016-nucleotide messenger RNA. RefSeq names its product cell division cycle 6 (gene CDC6). Gene Ontology annotation, biological process: cell division; DNA replication initiation; mitotic DNA replication checkpoint signaling. The record is from RefSeq and is a predicted model, not a curated record. Gene Ontology annotation, molecular function: ATP hydrolysis activity; DNA replication origin binding. Gene Ontology annotation, cellular component: nucleus. NCBI's taxonomy places the organism in Eukaryota, Metazoa, Chordata, Mammalia, Primates, Tarsiidae.